Messenger RNA from Motacilla alba alba, 12044 nucleotides. It is a transcript of the gene TTC9, whose product is annotated as tetratricopeptide repeat domain 9. The transcript has 3 exons. The coding region runs from base 130 to 759 and encodes 209 amino acids. Gene Ontology annotation, molecular function: protein binding. The record is from RefSeq and is a predicted model, not a curated record. Lineage: Eukaryota; Metazoa; Chordata; Aves; Passeriformes; Motacillidae.
GCGGCCGCCGGAGGAUGGGAGCGAGCGGCGGAGCCGCGGAGCGGCGCGGGGGCAAGGCCGGGAGCGCGGCGGCGGGCGCCGCGGCAUCGCCCGCGUAGGGCGGCGCGGGAGCCGGGCGGUGCCGCGGCCAUGGAAAGGGCGAGCCCGGCUGCAGGCAAGCUGAACGCCGGCGGCCGCGGGGCGGGCGAUGGGCACGGCCCCACCGGCGGUGCCCAGCCGCGGGCGGCGGCGGCGGGCAGCGCCGAGCCGGGCGAGCUCAUCGGACGGGCGCUGGAUUUCAAGAGCGAAGGGGCGCAGUGCUACAAGGACAAGAAAUUCCGGGAGGCCAUCGGCAAGUACCACCGCGCCCUGCUGGAGCUGAAGGCGCUGCUGCUGCUGCUGAGCCAGGAGCCGGCCGGGCAGCGCCCUCCCGCCGCCGCCGCCGCGGCGGGGCUGAGCGAAGAGCAGCGGCAGGCGGUGGAGGCCAUCGAGGUCGACUGCUACAACAGCCUGGCAGCCUGCCUGCUCCAGGCCGAGCUGGUGAAUUACGAGCGGGUUAAGGAGUACUGCCUCAAAGUGCUGCAGAAGGAAGGCGAGAACUUCAAGGCGCUCUAUCGAUCGGGAGUGGCAUUUUACCACCUGGGUGACUUCAACAAGGCCCUCUACUACCUGAAAGAAGCAAGAUCCCGCCAGCCAACAGAUACCAAUGUCAUACGAUACAUCCAGCUGACAGAGAUGAAGCUCAGCAGAUGUUCCCAGAGAGAGAAGGAAACCUUGUGAAAAUGAAGCCACUUCAGCUGAAGUGCCCAAGGGGGAACAUUUCCUUCCUAGAAGCUCAUUUGGUGGAUUUUCCCAUUUGCUCUGCCUCAUCCUCAUCUCCUCAUCCAUCCACUCUCCCUUGCUCUUCAUUGAAUACCAGUUUUGAAAUGAAAGAGACUCGGACGCUGGAUAUGGCUGCUUGCCAGCCAUGGUAAUACCCCUUCCCCGUGGCAAAAGAGCACAACAACUACAGCCAGCCUUGUUCCCAGACAGUGUCACACACCUGGAGUAGGCAAUGCUGGGGGACCUGCCUGGUCCCGAACUGACUGCCUAUUACCUAUUAGGGAAGCAACCCACAGAACAACGACUUCCUGACCAGGCAAGUUGGAGAAAGAGGGUUUCUGCUCUGAGUGAUCACUGGAGCUUGGAAGAGCUAAGAAACCAAGAGAGCCACUGGUCAUUCCACAGGGAACAGCAAAUGCCUUUUUACCAUCAGUUCCCUCUGCCUGCUUCUCCAGUGUGUGUUAUUGGUCUCCAGUGAGAGCUCACAUGCUCCUAGUCUAAUGUCAGUGAAAACUGUUUCUAAACAUCCUCUUGAUGAAAGCACAGAGCACCCUAUAAACCCCCUGCAGAGCUGUCCCAGUGCCAGAGGAGAAGGCUGUGGGCCACCACAGAGCAUUGAAUGGACUGUGAAAGCAUGGUGUACAGUGUGAGGGAAAAACUGUGAAAUAAUUCAUUAAAGGCAAAUAAAAAUUAUUCAUAGGCAACAAGUCUGGGCAUUGCUUUUCAAAGGAGCCUCUUCGGUUCCCCAUGUCCAGACAGGCAACAUUAUCUAGGGAGGGGGCAGUAUGGGGUGGGGAACAAGGGACGUCUCCAUUCUUACCUUGGCUCUACCAAUGCCUUGCUGUGUGAUCUUGGGCAAGUCACUUUUAGCCUCUUGGUGCCUCAGUUUCCCUAUCUGUACACUAGGGAUAAUAAUACUUCCCUACCUCGCAGGGGUGUUGUGAGGAUGUAUCAGUUAAUGUUUGUAAGUAACAGUACAGUGAUGUACAGUGCUAAGUAUUAUUAGUACAUUGGAUUGAGGUCUUGAUUCUCCCACCUUGUGUUGGUUCUUCCUGUGUCCUGUUUUUUUUCUUUUGUAGGAGUAUGUGGUGCUGACAAGAGGGCAGGACCAACAGCUUUGAAGCCUAUUUUGGUGGCCCAGAGGGCCUGUUUAGACCUCCAGCAGUUUGGUCUUCUCUGAGAGCUUUGUCUCCUUGGCUCAAAGGUCCUUUUCUGAAACUGCCAAUAAUGGGAUCAGUAAGUGCCACAAACAUAUUCUCAGUGUAACUUGCCCCAGCAGCGGCCUACAGGGACAUGUUCCCAGUUGCAAGAUACACAUGAGUGGUUUCAUCCCAUGGUGGUCAGUGUCAAGUGAGUGUAGUCAGAGUUAUUUCACUUGGCCCUGAGCUGAAACACAGAAACUGAAACAGAGCUAAACAGACAAAGUUCGGCCAAGUGCUGUGUGCUUUGGUUCCAGCAGACAUGGUACCUGCAGACAGUUGGCUAUGGCAUCUCACAUUCCAGCUAUGGUAUCUGGCCACAUUUUUUCUCCAGACGAAAUUCAAGAGAGUUGUUAGAGAAACAUCAAGAGAAAAGGCAAAUUGAAUAUAAGUCAACAGUGUAUCCUAGCAGCCAGGAGAGCCAACUGUGUCCUGAGAGGCACAGGGCACAGCAUUGCCAACUAGGCAAUGGAGGGGAUUGUCCCACUCUGCUCUGCACUGGGGCAGCCUCACCUUGAGUGCUGGGGGCAGUUUUGGGCACCACAAUAUAAAAAAGGUACAAAGCUACUAGAGAGUGUCCAAAGGAGGGCUACAAAGAUGGUCAAGGGCCUUGAGAGGAAGCUGUAUAAGGAGUCGUUGAGAUCACUUGGUCUGUUCAGCAUGGAGGAGACUGAGGGGGGACCGUAUUGUUGCCUUUAACAUCUUCACAACAUGAAGCAGAGAGGCAGGCACUGAUCUCUUUUCUCUAGUACCCAAUGACAGGACCCAAGGCAACAGCAUAAAUCUGUGUCAGGAGAGGUUUAGGUUGGAUAUUAAGAAAAGGUUCUUUGCCCAGAGGGUGUUUGGGCACUGGAACAGCUCCCCAGGGAACUGGUUGCAGCACCAAGCCUGACAGAGUUUAAGAAGCAUUUGGACAAUGCUCUCAGGCACAUAGUGUGACUCUUGGAGUUGCCUUAUGUUGGGCAGGAGUUGGACUCGAUGAUCUUUGUGGUUGCCUUCUAGCUCAUGAUGUUUAUGGUUCUAUGAUUUUAUGAAAUCUCUGUCAUUAUCCCUGAAAAAACUUCAGUCAUAUUAUUUAGUACAGGAACACAUCCAGCUCACAUUGGGGGUGGGGAAGAGACCAUCUAAAAGUCGCAUGUAAGUCCCUGAAAUAAGACAGACCUACCUCAGUUGUGUAGAACUUAAGAUCAGCUGAGAUGGCACAGUUCAUGUUCCUCAGGUGGGAGAUGGAAAGCAGCUGCUUCUCAAAAUCAGGAACAGUGUGCAGCUACUGUAAAGGAAAGGGCUGCUGAAGGCAGCACAGUCACCUUCUUCAGAUGGCCCUUGGUUCACACAUCUGGGUCACAAAUAGCCAGCACCCCUGCCCAUCACUACAGAUAUCUAAGCAAUAAAUGGAACUACAGCUCCUAAGAGCACAAUUUAAAGACAGAGAGGACAAAUGAGGGAAAUUGUUUAAGUAAUUGUUAACCAGACCAGAAAAUAAAGCUUAGGCAGAGAUGUGCUUGGAUGCAUGCAAGAUGAUGCAUAAAAGACAGUGCUAGUAAGAUUCUGGUUCUCAGACACAUGCAGUCUUCUAUCUCCUAAAUAUAUCACAGCACACAAAAAAAUUCAAAUAGAGGUGACUCUCCCCUACUUCAUAUUGCUGAUGACAGUUCAUCCUGCAGCCGCAUGUGUCUCUUCACUAGGAGUGAAAUGAGGAUUCAUCCUGCAGGCAAUGCAGAAGAGGACACCACCUACGCAAACAGUCUCUGCCCCAGGAAAGCUCAUGCAAGCAGAGACAGGCUUGUUACUCAUGACCUUAAUGUAAGAGAAAGGGCAUUCUCCAGCCACUGGAGAUGUAAGGCCAUGGUUGUCAUUUUGUCAAGGAACAAUUUUAGCCCUCACAAUGGCUUCACUGACGUACUGUCCCUGCAUCAGUGCCAUGUACAUAGUAAUAUAAAAAGGGCACAGCAGGCUCCAGUCUCCUCAGUUUUAAGCAUCUUUCCCUCCAGGAGCACUGCAAAGGGUAGAGGAAAGAGGGAAGUCUUUGAAUGUGCAUAAGAAAAAUAUUUCAGGGAGCCUUCAGGUGCUACACAACAACCUAUUUUCUUUCAGAAAAUUGUUGUCCUUACAUACACAGACAACCAGGGCACCUGUAAACAGUGACACUCACACCAGAGGCUGGAAGAAGGAAGUCACCAAAGAGGGAAUAGAGUCGGGAACUGUUUCAUGCAGUGACACUGAGUUUGAGAGAAUUAUGGACACACCUUUUCCAGUGAGUGGUCCUUAGCAGCCAGAUGUGGAGGUGUGGGCAGAGGCCACCCAAUUCCACCCAAGUUACACAAACCUUGUUGUAGGGAGUUGGAGACACACUGUUGGAGGUAGCCAUGUCCACUACAAGUUGAUGGUAUGUUUCUGCAGAGCAGUCAAGUAGCAAUGGGAAGAUACACAUCCUGGAACUCCGAAAAAGUAAACAAAGCUUUAGCUCAGCCAGGUGGUGAAUCUGUAUGUCAACAUGCAGUACACAGGGGAAUGAACACAGACCUGUAGCUAUACUCAGCAGGGCUAAAAUGUCCUCAGUGCAAUGAGAAGUGAGCCCAUUCAUCCAUCUCAUGGUAAAACAGCAGGAACAAAAUGGAAGGUGCCAGGCAGAGCAGUAGGACAGCAAGCAGGAACUGAGGUAAAAGGAGAGGGAUGAUAUAAUCAUGGGAUGCAAAAUGUGAGCCAAUCCCAGGUUCAUGGGCAGAAUGAUAAUUGAACUAGAAAAAAAAAUGACCAAAGGCUUAGACACUCUAUUUGCAGUUCAUAAGAGCGCCCAGUUUUGGCAGGAUACACAGCAGGGAAAAAAGAGAGCAAGAUUAGAUGUGAUUUUUCCACUUGGAGGGGGCAAAAGAGGGGGAGGCUUCCUUCCUGCUGCACAAUCAUUUUUGAAAGUGCAAGGAGAGGACAAACAGAUGCUGGCUGUGGAAGUCUUCCAAAUAUGUGUUAGCAGUUGCUGUUGGUAAAGGGAACUUGAACAGGGUGGAGAAAUCUUUGUUUAAACUAGGGAGAGGGUAUGACUAGUUUCCAGAAUGGAUGGGAAACAAAGGUCUGGAUAUUCUUGCUUACUAGUGAAAUCCAGGAGCCUCUAAGAUGAAAAGGAGGGUCUUGAGUGCAGAGCAACCCCUUUAGCUGUGCAUCUUGAUUUAGCUUCCCCAGAAUUCCUCUGCAAACCUCAUCUGUGUAAAUGUAAUCCCCAAAAUACAAUGAGUAUGCCCAGGAGUGGCUGUGUUCUCAUGCUUCACAUCACAUCUCCAGAGAGUUUAUUGGCACUGUUUUCUUUAUGCUCAGUCCCGUGAUGACACCCUUUUGACUUGCUUUUUUCCUAGGAGCAGGAGAAGGGAGGGGUAUACACUGGGUGAAGGUGAAAUCGAACUAAAUUCACACUGCUGACUACCCAUCUUCUCUGGUGUUUAUUCGCCUUUCCUCCUGCACCCUGAAUGACGGUGAUGCUCUUCCCAAGUUUCUAUGGUGAAAUUUCUUGAUCUGCACAGUAUUUUAAAGGCUUGGGCCGGAAUUACUUAAAUAAGGAGGAACAGUGGUGAGCUAACAUGCCUCCCAGGUGGGAUGCUUGGGAGGGUGCAGUAAAUGAUCAGGUUUCUUAAUGCUAUCCAUGUAUUUGCAUAACCAAUUACUAAGGACACUGCAGCUGGUAAGAAGUGGAUUCCAGAGAUUGUUGUUGAGGAGUACCUAGGUUACUAAGGUGCUGCAGGCUGUACCUGCCAACAACAGCUUUGAUGCUGCCUCAGUGUAGGUGAUGAAAAGACAAGGCACUGUCCUGGCUCCUCCCACAGCUGCAACUGAGUGAAGGUAAAUUUAUGCAUUCAUGAUAAGAACAUAAGAAGAAACCUGUAUGUAGCUUUGAGGCAGUUAGCAGCUUGUGAGAUGCAAGGGCAUAUUAGUGGUCCCACAGAUGUAGGGAAGGGAAAACCUCCCCUCUCCUUUGCUUCCCAGAGACAGGUGCUCCCCCUGUCACAGCACAGGCCAGCUCAAACUGUUCAGCCCAGAGAACUGUACCUACAGAAACCCUUUCCAGUAGCAGUUGUGCUUGAAAUCAGGAAAUAAAUAGACUGUAGUGCCCAGGAAAUUACCUUCUUACUCUACCUUCGUGCUCACUCCUUGUCCUUUGGAUGACAAUAUUCAGCCAUGGCCAUGGUGAAUGAAGCUGCUCUCCAAGAGAGGCUUCACAGGCCCUACCACAGCCUCCUUUUUUCCUUUACUGCCAGCCAAGUCUUAUACACAGCAGCAGCUCUGCAAAACCUACUUCCACAGCUUUUCCUUCCACAGGGCUCCCCUUCACCGCAUUUUGCCUGGAGGGAACAUGAGCCUGUGCCAGCUGGUAGCUACCUCUGGCAGCUCCCCAUCACUGGUUAGGAAAUAAUUUGUAAUGCAGCCAGGUGGAACUGGCAAGGGCAUCAGGAAAUAAGAAGAGGAAUUUGGCUGGGGCUUUGGGGCCAACACAGAUUCUCAUACAACUACUGCUACCAGAUCUUCAGUGAUUCCAUGUGCCCAGGUGCAGAAUGCCCGGGAUCACUGUAUAUCCAUCCACAAGGCACUCAGAGAGCUCCCUGUUGCGCUCCACAGCCUACAGAGGAGAUUGCAGAUGAGCUCAGAGGAAGGGUGAAUCACCCAUGUACUCUCUGCAUCGUACUAUUUUCUCCUCAGACCUGAGCUAAUAGAAGCAUAUGAGCAUAUAUUCUAUUGUCUAUUGUCAGAGCUUCAAAUCAAAACUGUGAUUAAUCUGAAACUGUACAUUUUUUAUAUUAGACCCAGUUUACCUCAGUACUGCAAAGAUUUGGUGUUAACUUUGUGUAAUAUUGACAUCUAAAAUGCAAAAUAUGAGCACUGGAGAUGACAGAACAACUUUCUAUAAAGAAUUCUGCCAAGAAAAAAAUAAUUUCAAAACAAAAGGAAAAUACCUGGUUACUAAUAACAGAAGUGAUAUUUAAUAUUAAAUCAUCUCAACCAGUGAUUUUUUUUUCAACAUUUAUGGAGGCACUCCUCAGUCUCUGCCUAUGUGACUGUACGUGUGGGUGGGGGCACAAGGGUGUCGUGGGGUGCAGCCCUUGGGGGAGAAAUGUACAAGGCAAAGCUAAACCUGAUCACAUCCUGCUGCCCAGUCCAGGACCUGCUCUAUUCAACCAAUUCUGACAUGUUCUUCCCAACUACUUGACUCUCUUGAAAUGAGAGCAGGGCAAAUGCUUGGUUGCCAAUUAUUGCUGUUACCAGUUACCAGUUCUGCAGGCUUUUCUCUGGCCAUGGAUCUGCUGUGAACAUAUAGUGGCUUACACAUGCUCCCCACGGAGAGGAAGGAGAAGGUAUUCCAAGGGAAGCAAGAACUUCAUUGAAUGUGAAAGCCAGCCAGAGUGAAAACUCACAUGACAAAUCAGUAAAAGCACAUGCAAUUUGGAGUCUGGGGUCCUGUUUGAGCAAGAAAGCAGAAUGAGAGUAUCUCAAAGGACAGUUUAGGUGGGAAAAGGAACACAGGAGAAAGAGACAUUGAUACCCAUACCUGAAAGUCUGAAGGACCCAGCAGAAGCUCUGACACCAGGGCAGAAGAAGGGUUUCUGGAAUGGGAGACACGAAAAGUGAAAUGCAAGAGGAAAUUCAAAACCAGAAUGUGGUAGAAAAAUUAAAAGAUAAGAGUUGAUAGCAAGUCGUCCCAUCCCAGUAGGAUUUGGGCAUCUGGGUAACCAGAUCCUACCACAGCUCUGGCUCUGGAGGCAGAGGGAGGAAGAGUGAGGACAGUAUCAUCCUGAGGACACAAGGAGGAGACCUCAGGAGUGGCUGUCCGCUGGAUCUUUAAAUCCUGAUCCCUUUAUUUUGCCUUUGUAUUGCUUUCAAUGUCAUGAACCAAGAGACAGCCCAAAUGCCUUAUCCUGAUGUAUUUCUUAACACAUGACAGCAGCAUCAGGGCUGGGGGAACAGGGAUAACAGGGUCAUCAUUUUAAGACCUAUAUUAGCUGGAAAUGGUAAGCCACCUUCAUUAUGGUUUUGGGGACAGAGUUAUUCUGAGCCCUGAAACAAAGCAAAUGACAGUUUUUUUCCAAGGCUGAUAUUUUCUUGAUAACUUUGAUUUCCAGCCCUUAUACCAAAGUUGUCCAUAAAAGCAGGCUGCUGUUCCAGUUUGGUAGGGGGAGCUAUUGCUGUCAAUACUUUUGCUUCAGCAGUGGUCCAAACUCAGAUGUAGUUGCACCUGGUUCUUCCUGCAGCAGCAUCUUUGACUCACGUUCUAAAUGUCGUUCAGCAUGUGAUACUAAAAUUAAAGUGUGUUUUAAUGGCCACAAGAAAAAAGUACAUAUUCAAAUUAUCCAGGAUGAAACAGAUGGACUGUUUCUCUGAUUUUGCUUAGUGAAGACAGGUGGGGAAUUUACAGUUGGGAACGAAGGAUUUUCACUUAACCAACAAUGGAUGGUUGGCAGCCAGUUUCGUGAUGGCAGCCCAAAGAAAGCAGCUUAGCAUGGCCUGUAACAGUCUCAAGGGAAAGCCAUGUGCAGGAUGGACCAUGUUUUUUGGCUCCCUGAAAAGAGCAGAUGAUAGAGCUACAGCCUCUGCAGGCUUCCUCCACUUCACACAGCAGCCGUACAGGGUUGCAGCAGAACUUUUGGCAGCAGAUAAACCCCCAGGCUGUUUCACAUUCCCUCCUACAAACUUCUGGUUAGAGAAAUGGCCACAAUCAAAUGGCAUAUUCCUCACUCAGAGGUGGUCUCCUGCAUUUUGUUGGGGCUGAAUUAGAUCCAAACUGACAGUUGCUGAAUUCAGUAGGUUGUCUUUGAGGCUCAGCUGGCUCUUGGCAGGCUCUGAGCAUUGACUCAGGAAGAGCAUAUGAGCCCAAGGACACAAGCCAAGAUGCCAGCCCUUUCCUGGGGUGCUUUGGAUGGCCUCUAGCUAAGCAAGAUAUGGGGGAUGAGCCUGGGUGCUCACAAAAACAAGGUCUUGGCCUCAGCUGAGCAGAACAGAUGUGUGACCCUUUUGUGGUCCAGAGGCCAGUCCCUCACAUCAGCUCCCCAAGCUGCAGGGCGGUGUCACAAAGCCAGGGCUGACAGCUGACUGGCACAUCCCCACUGCUAACAACCCUCACGGGCUUUGACUAUCCCAGUCUUUGAUGCUGGGUCUACACUGUCACCCUGAGGUCUCUCUUUCUAAAAGCCCUUUAAAACUUCAGUAUUAAGGACUCUAAACAUCAGCAAAUAAACUGUAAAAGUCCAUGAGGUUUUUUAGGUGCUCAGAAUGGCUCUGGUUAUCACUUCUUAAUGUUUGUGGCAGGCAGUCCUGUGGGUUGUUGUGUCACACAGGCCUGAGCUUCCAUAUAGACAUAGAAAAAUAGGUACUUUGCCAGUGGCCCAGCAAAAUGGAAGAGCUGAGUAAGAGAAAACCUUGCCUUGAGCAUCACCAAACCAACAUGUCACAGCAUCCCUAAUUCAAGUUAUCACCUCAACCUGGCAAUCUCAAGUUGCUGCUCAACAGGCCUUCAGUGUGGAAGAUUUGAUUGAUGUCUGGAAAAUUAUUUCCAUAUGACAGAAGACAAAUAGCUGUACACAGGAAUAGAGUCUGAAUCUGCAGUCUACAGGUAACUUCAUAGCUUGACUGUCAGAUCAGGGGUUGGGAAUACAACACUCUCAGUUUGGAAAAUUCUGAAACUUACAGCGUACACGGUGUGCUGGUUUUAGCUGGGGUAGAGUUAAUUUUCUUCAUAGUGGCUGGUAUGGGGAUGUGUCUUGGAUUUGUGCUGAACACAGGGUUGAUGAUGUAGAGAUGUUUUUGUUAUUGCUGAGCUGGGCUUACACAGAGCCAAGACCUUUUCUGCUUUUUGUACAGCCACACUGGUGAGGAAGUUUGGGGUGCACGGGAGGCUGGGAGGGGACACAGCCAAGGGCAGGUGACCCCAGCUGGCCAAAGGGACAUUCCAGACCAUAUGACGUCAUGCUCAGUAUAUAAAGUUGGGGGAAGGAGGAGGAAGAGGGGGACAUUUAAAGUGAUGGUGUUUGUCUUCCCAAGUCACUGCUGUAUGUGAUGGGGCUCAAGAGAGCCCCAUCCCUCCUCGAGAUGGCUGAACACCUGCCCACUCAUGGGAAGCACUCACUUAAUUCCCUGUUUUGCUCUGCUUGUGUGAACAGCUUCUGCUUUCCCUAUUAAACUAUCCUGCUCUCAGUCCAGGGGUUUUCUAUCUUUUACCCUUCCAAUUCUCUCCCCAAUCCACUGGUGGGGGAGUGAGCAAGCAGCUGCAUGGGGCUUGGUUGCUGGCUGGGGUUAAACCACCACACACAGUCAAAACUCAAAUCAACAGGAAAAUGAAGAACCCACAGUAGCAUCAGUACUUGUUCUGAUUAACAAAUGAGCUCCAUUUUUCUUCUCAAGCAAUAAAUCUCCUUCUAAGACAUAUGCUGUUGUUGAGAGACAUCCUUCUUAUUUUCUGUGUUCUGGGACAGCCAUGUCCCACUUCUCCUGUUAUUAGUCUACAGACUGAUGUGGAGCUCUAGGGAUCCCAGAUGUUUACAUCUUUGUGAUGUCAGAUGGACUCACUUCACUAAUGAAAGAUGGCUGUCUAAUAAAAGAUAAGAUCUCUCCUUUUCACUCAUCAGCAGUAUAAACACAAAGUCCCUGCAGGGACUUCACAGCUCUGUUCAUGAUGAGCAAGCCAUGUCAUAUCAUACUAUAAAUCUGAGGAAGUACCAGCUCUGAAAAUAGGACUUGAAAAGAUCCUCAAGAGAACAUGUACAUCACCCCAUUGCCUUAAGGCAAUUAGGUCAGAUCAAGUUAAACUGCUCCUGAGUUUAGUUUAUCUAACCUGUUCUCAAAAGCCUCCUGUGACAGAAUAUCACUGUCCUCAUAGAUAAAAAGUUAAGAGACUUCUUACUACAGCUUUAAUUGUCUCCUUUGCAGUGAUUUUAACUAAUUACUUCUUGUUUCAGCUACAGCAGAUAUUAUCAAAGAGUUGGUCUCUGUCUUUGCAGUAAGUCAUUAUGUUUGUGAAAGGCUCUUCUCUAGGACUGAUCUUUUAGCUUCCAUCAAGAUUUCUUACACUCAGCAAGUUUUCUGGCUCCUUGCUUGUUCUACUCAUUCUCCUCUGGAUUUCUUCCAGAGUGUUUACAUGUUUAUUGGAGUCCUGCUGAAAGCAGGACAGUUUCUCUAGCUAUGGCCUUCCUGCACAAGACAGAGCAGAAGCAUUAUUUCAGAUAAUUAUUUCUGAUAUAUGAUAGGCUGCCUUACAUAUUUGCUGUACUAGCAAGAUAUUAUUGACUCACGUUCAAGUCUCACCCCAGACUGCUUUGAUUCACUCCAGUUUUUCUUCUAUGUUGUCGUCAUGUCCUUUCAUAUUUCUGCAGACAACAUUCCUUACUGAAUUGCAUCCCAUGUGGCUGAGAAACCGUCAGAUUCCACAAAAUCAGACAUCACAAUUCCUUUUCCAUAGAAAGAACAGAUCUGCAUCUCUGCCUUUUAAAGGAUGCAUGUGGUCAAAUUUUAAGAAGAAGUAAAAGUAAGAUUCAGCAUAAAGUACCAGGUUUUGGGUGGGGAAAAAUCAAUAUACUUGUUCCACUUCUGUACCAUUGUUAACAAGUUCUACUGCACAAGCUCAGCAGUGCUUUUAGCAGCUACAAAAAACACUUGAAGCUGAGAGUCACAGGCUGUUGGGAUCAUCACUCACAGUGUCUUUCAUCAUGCAAAGCAACUCCUCGCUCCUUUAAAUUAUGUUGCAGAGUCAGGCACAUUCAGAUCUUCCAAAAUAAGCAGGAUUAAUAAUGCCUGAGCAAGACUGGAACAUUGAAGAACCAAUGGCACAAAAAUCGAGUGUUAUUCACCACACCUUGCAAGCCCUUUCCCCAGCAUACCCCAGUCAGGCAGAAGAUUCAUGUUUCUUUCAAAACCUUCUAAGCAAAGGUCACAGGCAGUGCAGCCCAGAGAUUUGAAUUACCAAAGCUCCUGUGUGUCUUGGUUUUUUAGCAGCUCAUGCACCUGACCAUGAACAGAAAACCAAGUGAUGCUCAACAGAAAUGAAAACUGAGGAUGAAAGAUGGAGAAAAAAAA